Messenger RNA from Falco peregrinus (peregrine falcon), 1825 nucleotides. RefSeq names its product chromosome 3 C5orf22 homolog (gene C3H5orf22). Lineage: Eukaryota; Metazoa; Chordata; Aves; Falconiformes; Falconidae. The transcript is spliced from 9 exons. The record is from RefSeq and is a predicted model, not a curated record. Bases 64 to 1452 code for a protein of 462 amino acids.
CGGGGAGGCCGGGCCGCGCUGCCCUGCUGGGCCUCGCCGCGCCGGGCCCGGAGCCGCCACGGCAUGAACGGCGGGGGCCCGGUGGCGGGCAGCGGGGAGCGGCCCCGCCGGGGCUGCCUGCGGGCCUACCCCGCGCUGCCUGUGUGGGUGGUGGAGGACCACCAGGACGUGCUGCCUUUCAUCUAUCGUGCCAUUGGUUCAAAGCACCUUCCUGCCAGUAAUAUCAGCUUUGUUCAUCUUGAUUCCCACCCAGACCUUCUUAUUCCUGUGAAUAUGCCUGCAGACACCGUAUUUGACAAAGAGGCUCUUUUCAGUGAAUUAAGUAUUGAGAACUGGAUUAUGCCUGCUGUUUAUGCUGGUCAUAUUUCUCAAGUAGUAUGGCUUCACCCACCCUGGGCUCAACAGAUCUCGGAAGGAAAACAUAAUUUUUUAAUUGGGAAAGACAUGUCAACAACUACAAUCAGGGUUACAGGUACAGACCAUUACUUUUUAAGUGAUGGUCUGUAUGUCCCUGCUGAUCAGCUAGAAAACCAGAAGCCUUUAAAUUUACACGUCAUUCUCAUCAAUCCUACUGAAGCAUCAAACAGCCAGGAAGAAAAUGGCAAAGUAGUAUCUGCUAAGAGACUGAAGCUAAAUACAGAUGACCCAGCAAGCACUGCUUCUGCCUCUUCGUCAGUGGCUCCUGGUGACCUUGAUCACAGCACCCCAAGUGUGGAGAAGAAGGAAAUACAAAAUACAAGUGCCCUGAACAGGACAGAAACCUUGUCAGAGUGCUCAGCGGCAAGCUCUCUCAGAAACAGUGAAUGCCCGAUAAGGGCAGUUGCUAAAGAUGUCUGCCAAGUACUGCAGAAAGGGGAUACAUAUGUUUUAGACAUUGACUUAGAUUUUUUUUCAGUUAAAAAUCCAUUCAAAGAAAUGUAUACACAGACAGAAUAUGAACUUCUGCAAGAGUUGUACAGUUUCAAGAAGCCUCAUAGAAAUGCAACAGAGGAGGGCUUGCUGGAUUGUGUUGAGAACCGUGUUCAUCAGCUGGAAGAUCUGGAAGCAGCAUUUGCAGAUUUGUGUGACGAUGAUGAUGAAGAGACCCUGCAGAAGUGGGCUUCAUAUCCUGGAAUGAAGCCACUUGUUCAACUAGUUCACAGUUUGAAAACCAGGAUGGAAAGCCCAGACUACGAAAUGGUCCAUCAGGCUGGUCUGACCUGUGAUUAUGUGGAGCUUCCCCACCAUGUUAGCACUGAAGAGGAGAUCGAAGGCCUCAUACAAUCCAUUAAAAUUCUACUAAAAGAUAUGCCUAAGCCCACACUUGUGACGGUUGCUCGAUCAAGUUUAGAUGACUACUGCCCUUCAGAGCAGGUUGACAUCAUUCAAGAGAAGGUUCUCAGUUUACUAGGUUUGGUGUAUGGCACUCUGGAUGUGCACUUGAAUUACUCAAGCACCUCAUCUUCUUUGUGACCUUUAUGUAUUGCCCUGUAAUGUACUGAAUUAAUUAAAAUUGUGUAUUAGCUAUGGUUGCAUGGGGAAAAAUACUGUUAUUUCAGCAGGUGGCACUAGAACCCAAGCUGACCCAAAGCUAGUUUUGAGUUGCAUUGCUUUCUCCAAGUCAGCUGCAUCUGAACUGUUACCCGUUUGGCUUUGUUCAGAGUAGUUUUGUGAUUAUUGUUUUUACUGUCUUGUUUCUUCAAAUCGGUGCAAGAGAAACUAUUUCUCGACCAUAGAAUGUAUUUUUUCACCUUAUUUCUAUAAGUGUCUGUAAAAAAAUAAAUAAUAUAUAUAACUUCUUGAAAUAAAUGGAUUUCUUUUAUGUAAUUAAACUUUUUUUGAUAGA